Molecule: messenger RNA, 9428 nt
Organism: Erpetoichthys calabaricus (reedfish)
Lineage: Eukaryota; Metazoa; Chordata; Cladistia; Polypteriformes; Polypteridae
Product: lipoxygenase homology domain-containing protein 1-like
Biological process (GO): intracellular signal transduction
Molecular function (GO): growth factor activity
Source: RefSeq, a predicted model, not a curated record
GAAGGCACAUGUGUUGGAGCGAUUAGAGGUGAGCAAAGAUUAAGCAAAUUGCCCCUGAUGUUCCCUGCAAGGCAUAUGGCUCAAAAUAGACCUUGAGUUUGAGGCACGUUUCAUUGUUGUUGUUGUUGCUGUUGUUGCUACAAGACAGAAGCUGGACUUGAAUAUUCUCCAUUCCAAAAUGUGAAAUUUGGGUAGCAAACAGAAAUGAGUUCAUCACCUCCAAGCAACUCUCUGCAGCCUCAUUCUUCUGAAAGUGGAUUAACCAUGUCAUCUCGGCACCCUCAAGUCACAGAUCCAAUUACAUCUAAACGUGUCUGUUUUUAUAAGAGCGGUGAUCCCCAGUUCAAGGGUUUUAGGACCGUGAUUAACAACCGCACUUAUAAAACAUUAGAUGCUCUCCUAGACAGCCUGUCAAAGAGAGUCCCUUUACCGUUUGGGGUGAGGAAUAUAACCACCCCUCAAGGAAUUCAUGGAAUUAGCAGCAUCGAAGAGCUGGAAGAUGGAAAGUCAUAUAUUUGCUCUGAUCAAAAGAAAGUAAAGCCCAUUAACCUGGAGGAGGCCAGCAGAAAACCUCUACCAUGGCAUACAACUAGGCCAGUCAGUGCCCGGCGACAUGCCAUGCAGAUAGCAAAACAAAAUCAGUUUCGGACAAUUCGCAGGGAUAACUCUGUGGUGAUACGUACUCCCCGGAAACUUGUGGUAUUCAAAAAUGGGGAUGCGGGGAUUAAGCACACUAUUAUGCUGCAAAGGAAAACCACUCAGAGUUUCGAAGCGCUGCUCGAUCACGUGUCUGAAGUGAUGCAGAUUCCAGUGUUGAAGCUGUAUUCGGCCGACGGAAGACGGAUUGACGGUCUUCAGGCAUUGAUUCUGUGCUCUGGAAUUGUUGUAGCAGUUGGACGGGAGCCAUUUAAGCAAGGGAGAUAUGACCCACAGUCUCAAAGUUUAACCGCUCGACUGCCAGGAAUCUCCAAUCGAGUUCAGCCAAAGCAAGGAAACAAACCACAACAAAGGAACCGUGGCAAAUGGAAGGUUUCUGUUUUGACCAGUCAAUUACCUUGUGCUGGGACGACUUCAACAGUCUACAUCAUACUUUACGGUGAAAGAAGCAAUUCUGGACCAAUCUUUCUUUAUAGCUAUGAAGAAAACGUAUUUAAUAGUGGUCAUGAAGAUGUUUUUGAGAUACAUGCUGGGGAUAUUGGCGAACUGUACAAGAUCCGUAUUGGGCACAGCAAUUCAGGAGAAUUUCCAGGCUGGCAUUGUCAGGAGAUCAGACUGCAGGACCUUUCAACAGAAGAAAUAUUUCAUUUUCCAGUAAACCGCUGGCUUUCCAGAGAUGAGAGUGAUGGUGAAAUCUGCAGAGAAGUUCCUGUUUUCCACAAAGGAUUUCCAGCCUAUCCAGUUUCUGUCUACAAGGUCCAUGUUGUGACAGGAGACCUGUGGAAUGCAGGAACAGAAGCAAAUGUUUAUGUAACUGUCUACGGUGAAAAAGGAGAUACGGGCUCAAGACAACUGCUUAACUCUCAGAAACCCAUAAAAUUUAGAAAAGGACAGACUGACAUUUUUUCACUAGAAGCUGUUCAUCUUGGGUAUCUGGAAAAGGUUGUAAUAGGACAUGAUGGACUUGGAGCAGGCAACGGCUGGUUUCUGGAAAAAGUUGUGGUCAUCGACACCUUAAAGGACAUUGAGUACACAUUUUCAUGUAACAGGUGGCUGGAUCAAGGAGAGGAUGACAGUAAAAUAGUAAGAGAGCUAUAUGUGACAGAUGGAUUCUCAUUUUCUGAACAACAAGAAAUGGAGAUGAAAGCAAAGGAAAUCUGGGCUGCUGAAAGAUGGAAGUUUCAGAAAGGCAAUGUCAUUCAGUUUCACUGCAGACUAACAGGAAGGUUUGUCCGUCUUCAUCCAGAUGGAACAGUGGAUGCCCUUGGAGAUAAGAAGGACAAACAUGGUUUGUUUAAUGUUACUGUGAAAAGAGGCAGCAUACGAAUAUUUCACAGCGUGCAGCAUCAUCGGCUAGCAAUUGCCAUCGACCAGAACAAAGUGACUGCCUUGGACAAUGGAGGCACUUUAUGUGAACUUCAAAUUAAUGUGCUGUCUGAUCGCUCAGUAACUUUAGAAUCAGUCCGAAAUUCAGGAUGUUUUGUCACCUUCAACAAAGAAGGGAACCCCACUGCAGGAGUAGGAGAGAGCUCAGCUCAUUCUGAGAGGCUCGCUAUCCAUGUAAAGGGGGUUCUCCGAGAUGGAGCUAUAAUCCUGCUGAACAGCAGUGUGAGGCAGUCUCUCUGCAUCAGUCCAGAUGGUCAGUGUGUUGGCACCGGCAAGCAAGCUGAAGAAUCUUACCUGCGCGUACAUAAAGUCAGCGGAGGGAUUUACAUGCUAGAGAGCGUUCGUACACCCAAGAUGUUCAUUAGGAUGAAGGAUGGUCAGUGUGAUGGAAUGGGUACCGGUGAUCAGUACUGUCACUUCAAAGUAGACAAGAACUUCCUCAAUGGAUCUUUGAAUUUUGAAUCGGUGAAAUCCACAGGAAUGUACAUUGGGCUUCUUACUGAUGGCCGCGCAAAGCCUCUGGUGUACACCGGAGAAAACAACCUUUCUUUCUAUCCUCAGGUCAUUAAAUUUGGACGGGAAAAACCCACUGGCACCUCGGCAACCAUGGACAAACAUUUCAUGGCAGAAGAGCCACCAGUAAGAAAUCAAUCCAUUUUCAGACCAUCUCCUGUUCCUGCUUCUAAAGAAACCAGAGUAAGGUUCGAGUGUCCUUCAGACUCUGCUGAUGAUAACUGGAAAGUCUGCAUCAUGACUGGCAACAAAGGGACAAAAGCUUUGGUUUUCCUUUGGGUCUAUGGAGACCAAGGAGUAGCAGGACCCAUCAAUCUGAAAAAAAACAAUAAAGACAAACUCUUCAAAGCACACCAAGAAGAUGAAUUUCUGGUGAAAAUUAAGGAUGUGGGUGCAAUUUAUAAAAUAAGAAUUGGCCAUGACGGAACAAGCAGCGAGGCAGAGUGGAGGAACUGCAAAAGGUGUGUUGUAUGUAGUCCUUAUUUACAGCCUGCAGAUGUGAAUGCACAUGCAAAGAAGGAGUGUGAAGUGAAUAUGCAGAAGUGCUGGUACCCUUUGUCGGUAUUUCUCAACCACUGGGUCACAGUGGUAGUUGUGGUGCAGUAUCAAGUCCACAUCUAUACCGGACAUUUGAAUCAGGCAGAGACGCAGUCUCCAGUUUUCAUCUGUCUGUUUGGGGAGAGAGGUGAUUCAGGGCAGCGACUACUUCACAAGUCUGACCAACCCAUCAGGUUUCAGAAAGGGCAGAUGGAUACCUUUCAGCUGGAUGCAGUGUCAUUAGGAAAACUGCAGAGGGUGCUGUUACGCUGUGAAGCUGCAACUAAGUCUCAGUACUGGUAUUGUGAGAAAGUGGUCAUCAAGGAGCCAGAGGAGGACUCGGAGUACAUCUUCAACUGUGAAAGGUGGAUUCCUUAUUCUUCUCAGGGUAUUGUCAAGUCUGACAUAGAACUUCCACUUCAAGAAAUUCGAAUCAGUGUUCAACGAAGUGGAAAGGAACUGGCAAAUGAGGGCGACUGGAAGGUUACAGUUGUGACCGGAGAUUUCCCUUCUGCGGCCACAGAAGCUACUGUCUUUCUUUUUGUUUAUGGCAACAAAGGUGAAUCGGGCCCAAUCAUCCUGGGAUCUGGGAAGCAUCAACUUUUUAAUCCAAAUAGUGCAGACACAUUCCAGGUUAACCUUAAAAACCUCGGAGAGCUUUACAAAAUCCGUAUAGGCCAUGAUAACAGUGGGGAAUCCCCUGGGUGGUUCUUAGAGGAGGUUAUUCUGCAAGAAAUAUUGACAGAAAAAGAGCUCAUCCUUCCUGUCAAAGAGUGGUUAGAUGAAGAAAAAGGAUCUGGAGAUGUAUGGAAGGAGCUGGCCAUUCCACGUGGUAUGAAGAAUGCUCUAGCAGUUGUGGUCUACCAGGUUCAUAUUUACACUGGAGCCAAGCCAGGGGCAGAAACUGACAGUUCAGUUUACAUGAACUUGAUUGGAACUCGAGGAGACACUGGAAAGAGGAGACUCCACAGAUCUGUCAACCAAAAAGUAAAGUUUCAGCAAGGACAGAUUGAUAUUUUCAACAUUGAAGCAGUUUCUCUGGGACAACUGAAAAAGGUCAUCAUCGGACAUGCAGGGGGUGGCCCAGGUAAUGGAUGGUUCCUGGAAAAAGUUGUUAUACAAUUUCAAGAAGAGAAUAGACAACACGAAAGUGUUUUCCUUUGCAACAGGUGGCUGAAUGAAUAUCAGGAUGAUGGAAAAACUGAACGAGAGCUUUUUGCAGAAGGCAAAUUUUUUUAUGUUUUAAUUGUAUUAGGUUACAAGAAAUCAAAAGAAGAUUAUCCAAAAGGAAAAUGGAAAAUCCAAGUGAAAACCUUUCAAGACUCUUCACAGCCUAAAGACAUUAAAGUUACUCUUGUUAUGUACGGUGAAGAAGGGAGAAGUGCUGAUGUUCCUCUUUCUUCCAACCAACCUGGACAUGUCAGUUUUCUUCCUGGAGCAAGAGAUGAAUUUCUGGCAGAUGCUGGAGCUAUAGGUGAUAUAUAUAAGGUGAGGGUCAGCUGUGAUAAGAUGGCAGACUUUGCAGGAUGGCAUUUAAAAUCUAUUCACAUGGAAGAGCUACGCACAGAAAAAGAACUCAAUUUUGACUGUAACUGUUGGCUCGCAAGGAACAUAGAAGAUGCAGAAACGGUGAAAGAAUUUCCCGCGGUGGCAAAGGGCCAACAAGCUCUCCAGGUAAAUCAAUAUCUCGUAUCUGUCCACACUGGUGAAAAGUGGGGAGCUGGAACAUUUUCAAAUGUCUACAUUACCGUUUAUGGUGAACGAGGAGACACUGGAGCACGGAAACUGCAGCACUCCCUAGCUGACGGUCAGAAAUUUCAAAGGGGCAAGGUCGACUUGUUUUCGCUGGAAGCAGUUUCCCUUGGUAAGCUGAAGAAGGUCGUUCUUGGUCAUGAUGGAGAGGGCUAUGGAGCAGGGAUGUAUCUCAGUUUUGUAACGGUGCGAGAGUCCAGGAAGUCACAAAGAGAAGCGGUGUUUCCUUGUUUCAAGUGGCUUGAUCAUCACAUUGGUGACCAGAAGACUGUAUGCAAGAUGAAACUAAUGGGUGAAAGGUCAGUGUCAAACUCUGAGCAAGUCAGUCCAUUUUACAUCUGGAUUUUGCAUGUCAAAGGCUCUGAAAUUCCAAGUGCAGCAGGAGUAAUGCAACCAACAUUCAAGAUCUGCGGGGACAAAGGUUAUAAGAAGCUUAAACUGAAUAUUACAGGACAGAACACACAGCAUAAGCUUGACUUGUCUGAAGUGGGUACAAUAUUAAAGGUGUGCAUUUCCACUAAACCGGAUAACAUGAAGCAAUCAUGGCAGCUUGACACAGUGCAUCUGGAGAACAAGGAAACAAAUGUGGAAAUGCAGUUGAAUUUCAUGUGUUGGUUUAAAGCGACUGAAUGGACGUACAUAGAACUUCCUGCACUUCACCCUAGGCGGGACCCCCUUCCAGUUGUGGAGUAUACAGUCCAUGUGCAUACUGGUGAUGUUAAGAAUGCCGGUUUCUCCGGUCAGGUGUUCUUACGGCUGCAUGGUGAAACUGGAGAUACAGGAAAGCGGUGGCUAACAAAGCUCAAUGGCGAGCCUGGCACAUUUAGUAGGGGACAGGUGGACAUGUUCAAAAUCAAAGCUGUUCAUCUUGGCAAAAUAAACCAGCUUGUUAUCGGGCACAGAAGUCAAAGCAGAGAUGAUUGGUUUCUUGAGAAGGUGAUUGUGGAAGAAGGAGAAAUGCCCACCACAAAACAUAUCUUUGUACACAAUGACUGGAUUGACAAGAGCUCACAGAAGAAAGACUGCUGCAAAGUAGCCAUACUUACUUCAGACGUGAAUGAAAUCUGGCCCAACCCAAUGAGUGAACUAGAGCUUGGACAACAGCAAUGGCAGAUACACAUCAAGUGCUUCCCUGUGCCAGAAUAUACAACAGACCUGUCAGUUGUUGUUUUCGGGACAAAAGGAAAAUCUGCGCCACUGCCUGUGGAGAACCUGGAAGACAAAGCGUUUCAGGUGAACACGGGGGACAUUGGUCAAGUGCUCAAAGUGUCCAUCUGUUCUGCGAACUCCACAUUGAAAAGAAAACUUCAGAUCCAAAAGCUCUGUAUGAAAGACAGCAUUACGAAACAAGAGCUGGGAUUUCACACAACAGACCGGUGGCUGUUUGAGGAGGAUGGGUCAGAGAGCGUGACUGAGCUGGCAGCUGUCAGGCCUGACAGGCCUCCUCUCAGAGAUGUUCUCUACUUGGUAAAAGUUUACAUGGGAGACCUGCCGGCUGCUGACACAGAUGCCAACCUGUUUCUUACUGUGUUUGGACAAAAUGGAGAUACCUCUAUAAGAAAACUGACAAAUCCUGGUUCUCUCCAAAUUUUGCAGAAGGGUCAGGCUUGCAUUUUCCAUCUACGAGCAGUGGAUCUGGGCAUCCUCAGCAGACUGGUCAUUGGACACAAUAAUGCAGGCUAUGGAGCAGGAUGUUACUUGGAAAGAAUUGUUGUGCAGGAGACUGGAGCUGCAGAAACUGAGUUUGUGUUUCCAUGCCAACGGUGGCUAGACAGUGGAACCGGUGACAGAUGGACAGAACGGGAGCUGAAACUUCUUGGGAAAGUCAGGAGAAGCCAGAACAAAAUGACAGAGGAGCCUGGGGGUGUAUGGGAUCUCUGUGUCCGCUCUUUUGGCUUUCAGGACCUCAACACUGAGUCUAACAUACUGCUGGUGCUCUGCUGUGAGAAAGGAAGCAGCACGCCUCAUAUUAUCCCAAAGGAAUCUCUCAGAAAUAUACAAAUGUACCAGAGUGUGAUUGAAAUGGACCCAAAACAUGGAAUUCUAAAAAAAGUGAGGCUUUAUAUGGAUGGCAGCGCAAUGGGAGCAACUUGGCAUUGCAUUGAGGUGAAACUAAUACACAGGGCAACACAAGUGUGCUAUGAGUUUCCUUUCUGUACAACUCUGGAAAGAGACUUUGAGAACUCAGUGACAGAGCUGCCAGUCAUCAGGAGCACAUCCGACUUUCUCACUGUGAAAGAGUAUAUUUUAACAGUAACAACUGGGGCAUCACCACAGUCAGGUACAGAUGCGGAAGUGUGUGUCACACUCAGAGGAUCAUUAGGAGACACUGGAAAAAGGAAAUUGAACAGAAGAGGCGAUUCAUGUUUUAACUCUGGAAAGGUGGACGUCUUCAGACUGGAAGCAGUGGACCUUGGGGAACUGCAGCAGCUUGAUGUGGAAAAGGGAGAGGGAACUGACUGGUAUCUGGAGACCAUCAAAGUGAAAGAGGGGACAAGCAGUGGGAGAGAAGCAAUAUGUAAUGUUCAGUCCUGGCUAAAGGGUGAUGGCAGUACCACAUCAGCACCUGUGACAGCAUUUCAAGACAAUCCUAGCAUGACAGGCCUACCUCUUGGGAGCCAGCAGAUAAAUUCACAAGGAUUAUGGAAGAUAGACUUAGUUGAACACAAAAAAGAGACUGUAAAGACUUCAGAAGCAGCUUUGGACCUAACUAUUGUGCUGUACGGGACACUAGGAAGAUCAAUGCCUUUCAUUCUGAGUGGUGAACAUCACAGUGACAACCAGAGAAGAACACAUGAAAUUAAUGUUCCUGAAGACCUGGGUGAGCUGUUUAAAGUCCGUCUGGGAUUCAGCAGUGCUCUGGAUAGAGCAGCCGGAGUAUCUCUCUACUCUUUUAAAAUGCUGAAUCCUCGCACGCUGGAUUCAUUUGUCUGCUGUGUGAAUGAGUCACUGCCCCUAACUUCCAAUGGGGACAGGUGGCUGGAAAUCCCAGUGGAGUGGCCUUUAAAACCUGCUCUUCCACUGCUUGCCUAUCACGUGUCUGUAUUCAGCAGUGACUUUUUUAAUAAAGCCAGCCCAGGCCAGGUUUUAUUGGGCAUUCAUGGGAGCCACGGUGAUACUGGAGACAGGCCUUUGCUGUGGCCUUUGCGGACCCUCGAGCACAAUGACAGCAUCAAGGUUUAUACCUUUGAACUGUUUGCCGUUAUGGUGGGAGAGCUGAGCAAGAUUAUUCUGUCAUUUGUCGGUAAAAAUGGUUUUUCAGUGAAUAUGCGAGAGAUUCAUCUAAGAGAGGCGGCCAAACAAGAAAACGUUUGGGUCUUCCAAGUCAAUGAAGAAUUUUAUGUUGAAAAUGAGGACUCGCCUGUACAUAAAGAAGUUGUUUUGUCAACGGUAAUCAACAAGCAGAAAACAGAGCAAAGUGUGCCAGAAAUCGAGAGCAGGUCAGGAGGGAUAGUCGAAGACACUGAAGAUGUGACAGAACUCUCGAUCCUCGUGUACACAGGAGAUGUCUUGGCAGCUGGGACUGACGCCUCCGUUUUUAUUACCCUUUUUGGUGAUAAAGAAACCUCUGAACCAAUUUUAUUGAAUGCUCCAGAAGAACAAAGAGAUCCUUUUGAAAAAGGCCAGGUCGACACAUUUAAAAUCAAAACAAAGCCAUUGGGAAACUUAAAAAAAAUUGAAAUUGGCCAUGAUGGGAAAAGACUUGGAAGUGGAUGGUUCCUGGAAAAAGUUGAAAUCACCCAACAGACCUCAGGAAUGAAAUACAUUUUCCCAUGCAGCAGGUGGUUGUCUGCAGAAGGAGGGGCCCAGAAAACUACAGUGCAGCUUCAUCUCGGAGAAACCCAAACUGAAAAGUGAACAUAAACAGCAAGGAGCACAAGACAAACGGCAGCAAAAGCCAUCAUGUGUUUCAUGAAUUGUAUAUGUGUAUACACUAUUACAGGACUGUGGGCCUUAGAACUUCAAAACAGUGUCUCAUUUUGUGCACAUUAAUAAUUCUAGUCACUUAUGAAACAUUUGGAAUGCUUGACUUCCAUUAUUGUUAGACUUCAGCCACUUAAAAAUGGAAAACAAGCAUUUUCAAUAGUUAAUGGUGUGUUUUAAGAUGUUGAAAUAUACUGUUUUAUGCUAAAACUGUUAUAAAUUAAUAGGGUUCUACAUAUCGUUAUCUUUAUUGCUGAAAGAAAAGAAAAAAUCUUUUGUCACUUUCAUUCUAAAACUAUCUAUGCAUUAAGAAUGAAGCUCAGAUAGAAUCUAUAGCUUGUGCAAAUUAAGAAAAAGUGGAAUUAAAUUUUUGUGGCAGAUCAGCAAAUUUAAUGGUCGAGCUGCUGAUGUGAUUAUAUGAUUGCUAUAAAGUUCAGCCAUAAUCAGAAAUAAAUGUGAAAUGCUGUCUAAAAAAUUAUAUUAAAAGGCAAAAUCCAUUACCUUAAUUAGAAAAGAAGUGUAAAAAAAAAAAAACUUUUUUCUCUGUUAAAGCAGUAGAUAUUUUGAUAUAAUGUUAAAAGACAGAGUCAGAUCUGUUGAAUGAAGUCAUUAUUAAACCAGUAAUUUAGACCAAUACAUGUAUUUAUGUUUCCUCUCUG